Messenger RNA from Pieris macdunnoughi, 1674 nucleotides. Lineage: Eukaryota; Metazoa; Arthropoda; Insecta; Lepidoptera; Pieridae. The record is from the annotation of a GenBank genome assembly.
AUGAAGCUGGAGGUCGAUAAGAGUCUACUACCCAUUAAGAUUCACUUCUUCUUCUUCUUUGCUGCUCUAGGACCAAUUCUGCCACAGAUAAAUGUCUUCGGUCGCCAGUUGGGUGUGUCCGCUGCUGUCAUGGGAAUGGUGACCGCUGUGUUGCCACUUCUGUGGGCCGCUGCUAAACCUAUGGUUGGUUAUGUAGUGGAUUAUUGGCCGAACCACAGAAAACUAGUAUUUAUGCUACUUAUUAUAAUAAUGUCUGGCUCAUAUUGUUGUCUAUGGUUCCUGCAUGUUCCUGACGAGCCUGAAAAAAUCGUAGAAUCGAUAUACAACCUCAACGACACAAUAUAUAUAAAACCUCACUCAACCAUAGAUAGUUUGACACUUGACAAGUACAACUGCCACUGGAAUUGUUCCACAGACUACAAAUUUAAUUUGUAUCUAUCUAACUCCACGCACGUAAGCACAAUGUAUAUAGACGGAGCAGUGACGAAUACAUCUUGCUCGCUCUUACAUAUGCAAAUGGAGACUGGAGGGAGCGAGAUAGCAUGCCUACCGAUACAGGACUGCAAUUUACUGUGCUACGAAGCGACGUUAGAUGCGCGGGAAAAUAAUGAUGGCGGGGUUGAUGAAAGUUAUUCGAGUUUUUACACGACUGUCACGUUUUGGGGAUUUGUACUCAUGAUGAGUGUGGGGACGGUCGCGUUUAAUGUUGCUAACUGUAUUGGGGAUGCUGUUUGCUUUGAUGUUUUAGGACCGAAUGGAGGCUCAAAGUACGGUGCCCAGAGAGCAUGGGGCACAGUGGGAUAUGGCAUAACUGCUUUAUUGGGGGGCUGGCUGAUUGAUCUCUUCUCUGGGACAUAUAAGAAUUUUACCCCCGCGUUUAUUAUAGUUAUUGUGGCCACUUUUGUGGAUUUGGCCAGCUGUAGGUCGUUAACUCUACCGUCCCUUUCGAGCCCCACAGAUUCUGGUAAAGCUUUAAAAAAAAUCUUGAAGAUACCAAAAGUUGUUGUCUUCAUAAUGUUCGCGGUCGUAGCCGGAUUUUUCGACAGUUUCAUCAUUUAUUACAUGUUUUGGUUUUUAGAAGAACUAGCAGAAGUGACAGGAUCCAAAUCGAAUAUUAAACUUAUAGAGGGCACCAUUGUGGCCGGACAGAGUUUUAUUGGAGAAGUGCUGUUUUUCUUCUUUUCCGGAAAAAUAUUAAACCGUUGGGGCUAUGGCACUACUCUUACUUUUUGCCUCUUCUGCUACGGAGUGAGAAUGAUCGCUAUCUCCCUCAUACAGCAUCCAUGGCAUCUUGUCUUUGUUGAGAGUAUAAUGCAAGGUCCGACCUACGCAUUAUGUUAUUCCACGAUAGUUGGCUAUGCAGCUCACGUUGCACCUGAAGGCUACUCAGCAACUGUGCAAGGGAUUGUCGCUGGGAUGGACGAUGGUGUGGGUUUCGCUCUAGGAUCUCUAGUAGGGGGUCAACUGUACAGUCGUGCGGGGGGUAGAGGGUCAUUUCGAAUAUUGGCUGGUAUUGCACUGUUCGCUGCGGCUGUCCACGCGCUAUUGUUCGCUUGGCUCACGCGAAAUGACUCAGAACAAAAGCGACCUGAAGUGACGUCACAAGAGGAGGGCGAAAAAAUGCUAGCAUUAAAUAAUAGCAUUUAUCGGGACACCGUCGUUCCAGUUGUAUAG